AUGCCGAGCCUGAGUGUUCAUGUUGCCAGAAGGCCGUGUCGGUGCGCGAGAACGGCAAGUCGUGGCUUUGGCGCCGAGGUCAGAGACGCCCAGCAUGCUCCUAGAAUGCGGCAGGUUUCAGUAGAGGGAUUUGUUGCCCAUGUAUGGCUGGCGCUUUGGUGCCGGCUUGGUCGGGGCAGAGGGACGCAUGCCAUAGUGAACGCUCGCGUAGGGACAGCCGGGCUGCGUGGAGGUGUAGACGAUGCCACAGAUGGCGCACUUGAUCAUGGUUGCAGGCAUUUUGACUCGACGAUGGCUGAUGAGUUCGGAGCUGUCUUGAUGGGUUGGAAGUUGUCUUGA
This is a messenger RNA of Purpureocillium lilacinum, 339 nucleotides long. Lineage: Eukaryota; Fungi; Ascomycota; Sordariomycetes; Hypocreales; Ophiocordycipitaceae. The record is from RefSeq and is a predicted model, not a curated record.